This is a messenger RNA of Cylindrotheca closterium, 1218 nucleotides long. Lineage: Eukaryota; Bacillariophyta; Bacillariophyceae; Bacillariales; Bacillariaceae. The record is from the annotation of a GenBank genome assembly.
AUGCUUCAUCCACAAUCGAAUGACCACCCAGCACUUUCGUUACCGUGGGAAAUGAUUCUUGGAUUCUGUACUUUUGAUGAAAUCUUGACUGUUCGUUCUGUUUCCCGUGGUCUGCAUGCUGUUAUCGCCAAUGCAAUCUCGUCAGAAUUCUGUUUGAACUUUUUGAAACGCUAUAUGAAGUGGAAAAAUAUGUACUACAUUCCUCACCUUGAAGAAUGGAAGACGGCUGCUACACAGGACAGCGUGGAAAGUAUUUUUUCUAUGGACUCGAGUCUCUAUUUGGAUACACUUCUUCAAGUCUUGCGAGUCAUCAAGUAUCUUCCAGUUUCUAUGGCAGUUGCCUUUGACGCGAAACAUGGACGGCACUGUCUUCCCUUGCAAUGGAACCCUAGCAAGCAGAGCUCUGAAUUCAUGACAUUUUCGUCUUCUGGUAGAAAUAGUCUACAGUUCAAAACAGAGCCAAGACUUCGACCCUUGAAUCAUUCAACAAACACGACUUCCACAUCGAAUGCGUCUAACAACAAUAUUUACGGUCAUCUCGAGUUGCACAAUGAGCGUGGUCAACCACUUGACUUACAGACGUAUUUAAAUGCUUCUGCGCCCAAUAUGCCAGAAAAUUUAAUCUGUCCCAUCUGCAAGAACAGGACACUAGUACUGAGCGAAUUCUCGUAUGUGUGUGAGCCCGGAAGCGAGGACGAGCGGCCAAGUCAUGUACAGUUGUCCUGGACCCCGAGGAAAGAUGGGAACGAUAGUUGCAACAAUGAAGCAGGAACUACUGAGGAAAAGAGACAAGUCAAAGAAGGUUGUCUACAUUCAUUUCCUCCCAUGGAGGACGACAUGGCUAUCCCGACACGAAGCCGUCCCCUAUCACUCAAACGAGACUGCAAAUUUACGAUUAGUAUUCACUGUACUUGUAGACAGUUUGGAGUCUUGUCGCCCGCAGGUGUCUGUUGGAAUCAGUCCUUUUGUUGUGCCGAACGUGGCAGAGCCAUUGGAGACAAAACCAUUGGUGGAGUGCUGGUCCGUCAAAAAUGCAGUUCUAACGAUUGCAACCGGCCUGUAUCAUGUCCUCAAUGUACACACAACCGUACACAUGAGGGCUACAUGGACGAAAGUGGAGAGUCCCUUCCGGUUAUUCGGGGAUCGCAUUGUGAUGUGUGCAAGCUGACCUUCUGUGACGAGGAUGCCUGGUUAUCCAGCAUUAGUCAUCAUUGGUGA